Messenger RNA from Penicillium oxalicum, 771 nucleotides. RefSeq names its product putative TFIID and and SAGA complex TAF10 subunit. Gene Ontology annotation, molecular function: promoter-specific chromatin binding; RNA polymerase II general transcription initiation factor activity. The transcript has 2 exons. NCBI's taxonomy places the organism in Eukaryota, Fungi, Ascomycota, Eurotiomycetes, Eurotiales, Aspergillaceae. Bases 1 to 771 code for a protein of 256 amino acids. Gene Ontology annotation, biological process: transcription initiation at RNA polymerase II promoter. Gene Ontology annotation, cellular component: SAGA complex; transcription factor TFIID complex; nucleus. The record is from RefSeq and is a predicted model, not a curated record.
AUGACCGAUACUCCAACCUCUCUCCCGCAACCCGCGAAUGGGUCACAAGAUCACCAGCCCGCUGUGCCACCUUCAACGUCCUCUGCGCCACCUCAACCACCAACAGCCUCGACUGAUGCCACAGACUCCGUGAUCAAGGCUGAGCCAGACCUGGAUGCCUCCAUCGAUCAGGAUAUCGACAUGAGUGGUGAAAAGGCCGACGCGGCCGCCGAGGAUGGGGCCGAAGCAAAUGCGUCGGCUGUGGACCAGUUGGCCGAGUCCGCUCCGCCCAGCAAGAAGGAGACAAGCUUGCGCGAGUUCCUGGGGAAAAUGGAUGAAUUUGCGCCAAUUAUUCCCGACGCUGUCACCGCACAUUACCUGACUCUUGCCGGCUUGCCUCCUCCCGGUACGGGUCCCAAUCAAACACCACCUCACCUCGCUCGCCUCCUCGCUCUUGCAACGCAGAAAUUCGUUGCCGACAUUGCUGCAGACUCGUAUCAAUUUGCUCGCAUCCGUGCUUCCAACUCUUCUUCCGCAAAUAACCCCAUGGGCAGUUUGACCAAUGCUGCAGGUGUUCCGGGUGGUGCAGGCGCUGCCCCGGGUGGUGUGGCCGGGGGCGAUGGAGCCAAGGGCGGCAAGGCGAAUACGCAUCUCGGUAUCCAGCGUCCUGGAUUUGGUGGUGGUGGCUCCGGCGGUUCAGGACAAGGCCGGACAGUGCUGACGAUGGAAGAUCUCGGCAUGGCGGUCUCUGAGUAUGGUGUCACUGUGAAAAGAGGGGAAUUCUACCGUUGA